Molecule: messenger RNA, 2364 nt
Organism: Didymodactylos carnosus
Lineage: Eukaryota; Metazoa; Rotifera; Eurotatoria; Philodinida; Philodinidae
Source: the annotation of a GenBank genome assembly
AUGUCUACUAUUGUUGCACAUCCACCACCUAUACAGGCUGGACGCAGAUCAUUACAUGCCAGUCGUCGAUCAACACGAAUCCAUCUCGAUGAAUCAUCACAAAAUUCUAGAUUAACACUAUCGACUACUACAAGUGGUAAUGAUCGUCGUCAAUCACGUUUGUUUAACACAAGUUUCAAUAUCGAUAUAGAAGAGCCACAAAAAUCAUCGUCUGAACUUGUAGCAUUAUAUCAAAAAACAGCUGAAUUAAGUGCCCAAGGAAAAAUAACAGCAAAAAAUGCGUUUGAAUUUCGUUUUAUCGAAUAUCUUCCACAAAUAUUAAAUAAUAUGGCAUCAGAAAAUAAAAAAAAUGAAAUGGGACCAAAUUUUGUUAAAGCUGGUAAUGUUAUUGAUACAAGUGCAAAAAUUUAUGCGUGUCGUGUGGACGCUUUACAUAAUGAAACACAAAAAUUAAGUGGUGAUAUGUUAACAACGGAUGAAACAAAUGAACAGCGUAAAUUACCAGGUAUUGACGAUGACAAUAGUGAGAUUAACGAAAAUCAAGAAAAUAUUCAACCAACGAAGCAAAAACCUACUCGCCGUAAAAAUACCGCUAAAAUUAUUGUCACUGAUUUAUCAAAAAUAACUUUAGCUGAUGAGUUUCAUUUUCGUCCAUUACAAACAACGUCUUUGUGUCGCCCAAAUGCAACGGAACAAAAUUCAAUUCAUAAAGAAUUUGUUGCACAUAUGUAUUCCACAGGUGAUUAUUCAACAAUUGAAGGCUUUUCAAAUCCGAUUUUAAAUGAGCAAGACGAAAAAAAAAUGACAAAUCGUUGGGAAGCAUCUUUGGAGUAUAAAAAUGAUUUGAAAUGCUUAAGAGAUAUAAUUAAACCGUAUGAAAACAUUGAACAUACAUUAGGAACACAAAAAUUACGUGAUUUUACAUUUAACGAAAAUCGAACAGAUUCUUUUAUCAAUACAAUCCAUGAAAGUUCGUUAGUGGCAGAUUCUCGAUUUGGUGACGAUAGGGAAGAUAUAGGUGUUGAUGAUAACAAUGAUAUUGAUCAUGAAAAUGGAUUUUAUGAUGAAGAGUCAAAUUCACAUGACGUAUUUAUGGAUGCUCCACUUUCUGAUGUGCGACAAGAUCCAUCAACAAAUCAUGGCGAAGGUCAAUCGUCACAUUCGUUACAAAUAAAUGGCGAUUUUCCACAGUUAUUCGGCGAUGAAAUACCACAUAUGCCUCAUCCUCCAACUAUACCAACUCACUUCAUUAACGAUGAUCAAUUAUCAAAAUCAGUACUGAGUUCAACGUCAUUUGUCGAUCAAUUGCCUUAUCUGUUAAAGUUAAAAGGCGAUCAAGAAUAUAGUUUUUUUGAUGCAUCGAAACUCAAAUUAUUUGCUGGACCUAAUGUAUGGAAAUAUCAAAAUCUUAUUGAGGGUAAUUUAAGACAAGUCAUUCAUCAGCAAGCUCAAGCACCAGCAACGGCAAUAAAACGUCGUUUACGAUUUGAUAGUGGUGAAAGUCAAAGGAGUAUUUCGAGUAGACGUCGAGCUAACGAAAAAUGUGAUUUCUUCAUGGAUUGUUCAAUCAGCCGCAUACUUGGUGUUAGAUCAAAAGAAACGUCAAUGAAACGAAUAACGUUACGUUCAAGAGAAAAACAAAGUACUGAAAUAAAAUUAGCAAGAAAAUUAGUUAAAAUGAAUGAUUUGUCUUGUCCGAGUAGUUUUCCAGAUCUAAUAUUUGAAUCAUUUCAAACCAUUAUGAUGAGUAAGAAACAACGUCAAGAAAAAUUAAAUGAUAGCAAGAAUGAAGCUGUUGAUGAUUUCAAUAUGGACAAUGGAGGCGGGCAUGAUGAAGACGAUAUUGAUUUGCCAGCUGGUUUUGUGCACUAUGACGGUGUCCAAGCAACGCAAGAUGAUCACGUUUAUGUUGUUGAUCGUCCUAUUUAUUAUGAACGAAUUGAGUAUGCUAAACGCGCACAACGUCUAGAUGUUAAACAAUUGAAACGUGAAAUGUUAGAUGAAAUUCAUCGUCAAUCGCAAACGAUCAGUAGUACGGAUGCAUCAUUACCUUCUAAUAAUAUAAGUUCAGUUAGUAAUAUGAAUGGAACAUCAGAUGAUAAUAACAAACCAGUUGAAUUUGCUCAAGUUUGUGUUAAUUUAUUUGAAAAUCAAAAUCUUCAUUUGGAUAUUCAUGAUUUACCAUCAGCAUUUUAUUGUAUGUUAAUCAACUGUAAUGAAAAUAAAUUGUACAUGAAAAAUACUCAAGGUCGUGAUGAUAUUUUGAUUAGUCGAAAUCCAUUUACGAAUGUGCAAGAUACGUCAGCAUUAAGUUAUAGUCAUACAAGUAGUUCUAAUCUUUCGAUGUCGACUCUCUUAUCAUAG